This is a messenger RNA of Adelges cooleyi (spruce gall adelgid), 1149 nucleotides long. RefSeq lists its product as uncharacterized. The coding region runs from base 389 to 1075 and encodes 228 amino acids. The record is from RefSeq and is a predicted model, not a curated record. The transcript is spliced from 11 exons. Lineage: Eukaryota; Metazoa; Arthropoda; Insecta; Hemiptera; Adelgidae.
GUAGACAGUCCACUGACAGUAGUGUAAUCAGCGAGGGAGUAAGGAAAGAUGUUCAAACUUGCUGUAUAUAAUCAAAAUAAAAUUUGGUUCCAAUAACAAAAUGUGUUCAAACAAUCGUAGCAAAUUCGAAUGACGCAUUUUCAAUAAAACAUAUUUACGUUUGCACAAUAUGUGGUAUUAAACAAAACAUUUGUUCUGCCGCAAACCGUUCAAACAUUUCAUAAUUUGCAUAGUUUACCAUAUUUCGAUUUUACAUUAUAACGUUUAAAAUUUAAUAUAAGUACAAUGAAAUGACAGAAAGACAUCCACAACCGAUAAGUUGGAACUUAGUUUAACAACCUAUUCAAAUUGGUUUGGUUUCGCAAGAGUAAAAUAAUUUUCAAAAAAAAUGAAACAUUUUUGUGUUUUGAUGACAUUAGUCUUUGGAUAUGUUUUGGCAUUACACGAAGAUAACUUUAGACAUUUCGUAUACCAUACAAACCAUAUGCUCAAUCGUUUAAAUGAAGAACAUUUACGCCAUUUAAUCACAUUUUACAUAUUGGAUGAUAUGCAUAUUGAGGCGGUGAUUUCGCUUUUGGCCGCGCCAACGUUGGUUUUCAAGGAUGGAUGUGGGAAUUAUCCAGAUGAUCUGGGAAUUAAAGAGCAACAUAUACUGGACCGUUUAGAUUAUCAUGCAAAUGAAGCACCUGGUGAAGAUGAUAGAAUCACGGAUUACAAAACAUUGGGUGGAAUGGGGAUAGACAGAAGAAAUAGAAUUAAGGGAUCUGUAUUAUUUUUACUCCGGUCAAUCGAAGAUCUAUCCAAUCAUUUUGAUGUUGAGCAGAAAUGUCGUUUAGUAGCGUUGUUCGUAAAUGUAGAAGAUCCAAGCAUACUCAUAUUUCAUAGCUAUUCCAAACAAUUCAAAGGACACGAUUACUGUCGUCUUAAACAUUAUAUAUCUGACGACAAGAAUCAGGUACGGCACACUGAGUACAGAAUGUGGGAGGAUGGCUACUAUGAAGUAAUUGACCAUCAUACAAAAGGGCGCAAACUCACCCCUAAACCCGGACAUAAGAUUGGCUGCGUAAUUUCUUAAAGAGACCUUGCAGAUAUACACAUUUCUUAAAAUUUCUUUAAUAUGCUAUAUACAAUUUACAUAAUAAAUUAUCU